CUGCCUUGAAAAUGGCGACAAAGUUGCCUUGGAUUUGGUGAAGUAUUUUGAUUCAUAAAAAGUAUACGUUAAUUCUAUAUUGAUUUCAGAUGGAAUGGAGCGUUCUCACAGGAUAUCUCACCCUUAGGUAUUCCGCCAUUCAACGACCUUUUCAUCCCACGUAAUGCUUCGGAAGAGAUCCGGAUAGACCGGGCAAAUACCUGUCAGAGUUUGCUAAGAAAUAAUUCAAGAAUUUCUUCAUUUGAACAUGGAUCUAAACAAAGUUACCACGUACUCAGCCGCGGUCUUUGAUCGUAUCAAAAGCGCAGCAAAAAAUGCGACGGUAACAGCUGUUUCCGCCACUGUAAGUGCUGUAGGCGCUGUAGGAUCUCUCAUUGGAAAUCCCUUGACCAAAGACUUCGAUGUUGGAAGACAUGUGGCAAGUUUUGGGCCAAACUUAGCGUGGAAGAUAUACGAAGGGAAAAAGAAGACAACUGGACAGGUUCUCAUACCUCAUCCUUUUAAUCUUUUGCAUUGAAAAUUAUUUUUAUAAACGGCUAAGUGAUUCUUGUUUUUAUUUACGCUUAAUUUUAAUUGGUGUUUAUUAAAUCAGUUGGUUGACAGGUUACCGGUCGUUUCGAAAAAAAGUAGUUUCGAUACAAGUUUACUGAGUCAAGUUGUCCAAGCACAUACCAUAUUCGGAGUGAAAGAAAUUUUUGUGCAAUUUCACUGCUCGAGUUCAUCAGGAAACAGCUUUAUCAAAAAGACUUUGUAUCGAAACGACCGGUUUGUGGUUGACAUACAUGAAGCAGUAUGUUUUGAAGGAUGCUAGCAGGUCCUUUGAAAGAUAGUGUCAAAAUGACCAUCAUUCAAUAAUUAUUCUGAGCUGAAGUACAGCACCCUCCAUCAGUCAUUCCCUUAAAUCUAAGGGUUUUCCCAUAUGGUGAUUUUAUUGAUUCAAGCACGUCAUUAUUUGCAAUAGCCAGCUUCCCUGAGUGCUAAUUGAUAUGGAGCAACAGGUUAUUGCUGUGCUCACUGAACCAUAAGAAUUCAUUACUGCUUAAAUAAAAAAGAAUAUAGGACCCUUUUUCAUCCCAAUGUUUCUCUAUGAUCAUCCUCAGAAACAACAUGUCACCCUUUUUGACAUAUCUCGUUGAUCACUUUUACAGUCAACUCUCUCUGAGACAGACAGCUUUGGGCCUGAGUUUCCAGGUGUCUGUUUUAAGGACCGAGGUGUUCAUCUUAUAGAGGUGUCUGCUAAGAGAGUCCUCUGUGUUGAUGAGCAACUUACCCACAGUUCAUUUAAGGAUGGCAAGUCAAUUUCAUCCCAAAAAUUUACAGAAAAAUGAGGAAAAAUUUAAGUCGUUGGAUAUAGAUUAGAUCAAAAGGACCUCGCAGGGGGGCACACUAUGUAGAUAUGGAAGAGGGAAUUACUUCCCUUCCAUUAGAGAAGUCUUUGGACCUCCUUGGGAAAAAGACAUUAAUUUUAAGGGUCCUGAAAAGUGCGUUUAAGUGUAUUUGAACAACCAGGAAAUGAAUUUUAGGUGUCAUGAGGGUGACACCUUUUAGACAUGGUUUUUGGCUUGUCAAAUUUUACACUGUGGUACUCCUUUAAUUGAUUAAUAGGUUAUGUUGCAUAAACAGGCAUGUGCUAAUGAUAAUCCCUGUCUAGUACUGGAAUGAUAUUUUUCUUUUGGUGUACUUCAGUCACAAAAAAAUUAAAAGACAUCUUAAUUAAGAGUUUUAAAUAAUUUCAGAGCUGUCAUUAAGAGGCAGGGACUAGGGAUUUCCCCCUGAUACUACAAAUGUGGCCCCGGCUUCAUGUACUUUCACAGGAAAAUAGAAGAAAAAUAGAACCAAAAAAUAUCUCUAGCUGUUUGAUUCCCCUCCUUCUUGUUAUAUUUACCCGGCACCUUGAAAUCUUAGUGAUAUCCCUGAAUUUUUUAUAUUAGUGCAACAUUUCUUGUUGUUUUGUGGAUCAUCAUCUCUCUCCCAUAUUGAAUGAUGGAGGUUCAUAAGGGCUUUAACUUUUGAUUCUGUAGACAAAAUCUAUUGGUGUGGCCAAUCAGAUGAAACCUCCUUGGCAAUGAUAUUGCAUGAGGCUAUUUUUCAGCUAGCCUGAGAAAACAGACAACAUUUCGUGAUGCCACCAAUGGGGAAAAAUAACCUGAGGAAGCUUACGCCUUUUUGUGAUGCCACCAUCGGUUUCCCUGUGAAAUGACAUCUGAGAAACGAGUGCAGAAAUUCCAUACUGAUGACCCGUCACCAACCAGAUCUUGCCUUAAAAGUACUGCCCAGAUCUGGAUCAUCGGUAUGAAAUGUCUGGGCUUUCUUCUUAGAUGUCAUUUUGUCCUCUGUUUUCUCAGGCUAUUUUUCAGCCAAGAUUAACAUAGUCAUUAAGUGGAUGCGGGGACAUGGGGCGGGGAUGGGGGAAGUUUUCUUUAAUCUUUGUGGGACGGAGUCCAGUUCUCUAACCAAACCUUUAGGGCAAAAAUCAGCCCCUUCCAUGCCCCCCUCAUGUUACAGAGUGUUGGUUUUACUUGCUUUCCAAUAUAAUAUAAAAGCAAAACUGAAACAAACCAUAACUAUUAUUAUAUUUUGAGUUAUUUUUCAUACCUGCAACUAACAUUGUCAAUUUCCUUUUUAUUGCAAUCAGGAAGUGGCCUUGGUUGUUCUGGAGAAGAAGCUCUUGGACAGAGUAGACAAGCGAGACAGAGAUCUGGUAAUGGACACAAUGAAGAAGGGUCCCGUACAGCUUACAAGAUUAAGACAUCCUCGGCUGUUAGUUGUUCAACAUCCUCUGGAAGAAUCUAAGUAAGACAUUUUGAUUAAUCUCAAUGUGUGCAAUUCAAUCAUAGGAAUAAGCUGACGUUACAGGUCAAAUUUGAUUUCAGGUUAAAAUUAUUAGUCUUGAUUUUCAAUUUCCUUUGUUAAAUCAAAAUUAACCUGAAAUCAAAUUUGAAGUGAAACACUGACACCCUUCAGAAACAGAAUAAGUGUCUGCAACUGUAGCAGGCCGCUUGAUACAGGAAUGGUUUUUGUAAGUGGAGUUAUGCAAACAGGGUUUGUCAAGGCGGCAGCUGUAAUAGAGCUCUCUGCUUAUGAUUGCCCAUUAUUAAAGAUACAUUUGACUGUAUACCAAAAUUAAUAAUACUGUAUGAUGUCACUCUGCUUAGGGAUAAAUUGCAGGUGAGAGAUACAUGCAAUCUGAAUCGUCUUCUUUAAAACUUAAUGACUUAUGCCUACAUUGAUAUUUUACUCUCAUUCAGGGACUGCUUGGCUUUUGCAACUGAACCAAUAUUUGCAAGUCUGGCAAACAUUCUGGGAAAACAUGACAACAUGCCUUCUCAAAUCUCUCCAGAAUUUAAGGUAGACAUAAUUAUCAUUUGUCUUGUGCAUGUUGUGUGUAAAGAAUGAGUAUGCAUAGCUUCAGUGUGAGCAGCGAGGCAAAUUCUUGUACCAUACAGUAACUGUAACCAUCAAAUCUCUUUACAAUAAUAAUAUUAUUGAAGAGGUGUGUGGUCAAAAGCCGCAAUUGGCUUCGCAUCAACUGCCAGAUUUUAUUCCAUGCACCCCUUAGGCUGUCAUUAAAGGCCAGAGACCAGGGAUUACCCUUAACUACUUUUAGUAUGACCUCUUGGCUACUUUGAUAGAAAACAAAUGGAAAUAGAACCAAAGAACAUUGUAGCUAUUUAAUUCCCUCCUCUAACAAUUUAACCCAACAACUUGAAAUCUUAGUGGCACCCCUGACCUCUCUAAUUUAAAUGUGCCAUCUUAAGGACACAGCUAGUGACCAUUGUAGAGAGAUGGCAGUUACAGUAAUUGUACAAUAGUGAUGUAAAUAUACAUCUGCUUGAUUAAUUUAUUUAACAGUUAAUGAAUUAGGCUGAGUAUCUUAUGAAGAAUUAUGGAGAUCAAGGAGGGUGUUAUCCGUCGAGGCCAUAGGCCGAGGCGGAUAACACCCUCCUUGAUCUCCAUAAUUCUUCAUAAGAUACUCAGCCUAAUUCAAUAACUGUUUUAUUAUUCAUUGAAAAUAAUUCCUCAAUUAAAAACAUAGCUAAAACAUGCUUACCUCCAUCGAUCCAUAGAUGUUCAGUUCAUCUUCGAUAGUGUACGUUUAGGUUUGUCCAGCUCUGCAAAUAUUCUCCAAACAGCAGAUGUCGCCCUUCGAGUUGUCUUCUUGCUGUUCUUGCCAUGUUUUUAGCCAUUUUUUCACCUAGUUCGUACUCUUGAAAUAAGUGAAAUGUCCGCCAUUUUUUCAAGUUCACGACCAAAACAACUCAACCUCGUCCCCAGGUCUUCUCGGUUAACAGUGCCUUAACCUGCAAAAACGCUGCAUUUUUGACGUCAUUUCCUUGUUAAAGUCAAAUUUCUUCCAAAUUUUGUCAUCAGUAACUGGUUAUGGUGAAUUAAACGUGUGCUUUUAGCCAAUCAGAAUCGGGGAAAUAUUUGGAAUGAAUAAUACUAUUAGUUAACAUAUACUUGAUAUAGCUUAUAACUAGCAUAAAAUUGAUUUUUUGCUUAGACAUUUGAGCUGUAUGAUGUUGAAAGAGUCUAUGGAUUAUAUCAGGUUAGUUUUAGACAUUUGUGAUGGGGAAAAUUCUGUGUUAAAAUGUACAUAUAGGAUGUACAUUUUUGUUUGCUCGUUUGGUGUACAUGUACCGUACAAUCCAGCUCUUGUACGUGGUGUUUACUAAUUUUACUAACUUUGUGUUGUCUGAUAUUACUAUUUUCAGCUUGUGGAAGGGUUAACAUUCCUCCAUAAUGACGCCAAGAUUCUUCAAGGAAGUCUUGCUCCUGAAAUGAUUGUCAUUACAAAGAAUGGACAGUGGAAAAUUGCAGGGCUUUUCUUCAGUUCAACUCCAGUUGUCAUUGAUGGACAGGUAACAGCUGAAUGAUGUUAUAAAAUUCUGAUUGAUACGCACCCUAAUGCUCAUCAUUUUAUCACUUUAAAAAUGAAAUAUAAAUUAUAGGCCACUUUCACUCACAGAAAUACCAGCUAUUGUUACUGUGAGUUAGACAACGAAAAAAUUAACGCUGAAAACAAACAACGUUUCAAAGUCAUCCAUGACAUCAGUAUCAAGUUCAAAAUGAUUAGAAUAAACUGUGAGCUCAGAUCAGCUCAGGUCCUAUCCUGUUCCUUGAACAAGUACAUCUUAGAUUGCCCAUCCAGGCAAGUACCAAUAACCUUUCACACUUACACUGUACUUAUAGGAUGGGCAUUACUGGGCCCAAGUGGGAAUUCUUUUAAAGAAGUUAAUUAAGGCUAAGCGUUAGUUAAGUCAAGAGAAUCUCUUAAUGUUUUACCUAACUGUAAGUUGCUUGUAAAAUAAAGUUUAACUUUCUAGCAAGUACGUAGGAACACUGUCUCUUGUUGGCGGUGUGCAGUCAGUUUGGUGGUUCAAGCAUGGGGGAUGGUCAGCUGUGCUUGCAUCAGCUCUAUGUGCUUAGUACAGAUUUCCUGGGGGCCAUUUACUUCAUUUAGCCUUUGGAUCAGGCAUUUGUCCCAGCCUCUCCCUCCCUUUUAUUUUUCCACUGAUAAAUCUGUGUGACAGGUGCCUGGUUCCAUUAUUGGCAUGAGGGCUCAUGAUUGGAAGGAACUGGUCUUUUUCAUUGCAAAUGUAAAUGCUCUCAAAAGUGAGACUGAUUUGACCAGUUUUUCAGACCUCAUAACUGUACACACUAACUGUAAAGUAUUCUUACUGAAAUUUAACCCUUUAAGCCCCAAUAUCCACAUACAAAUUCUCCAGACUGAUCUCCUUACAUUUCCUGUAAGAAUUAGUUGAGAGAAUUUGUAAAAGAUCAAAGUAUUUUCCCUGUAAGUCAUCAUUUUAUUAAUUCUCAUGACUGUUUCUCUUGAGUACAUAGUGAUAUUGUUAAGGAGAAAAUAAUUGAUGGUUGUCACUCUUGGGACUUAAAGGGUGCUGGGUCUAAAGUACAGGCCCCACUAACUUGUUCAAACGUUGGAUAGCGCUAUCCACCGGAUAAAUCACUAUCCAGAUAAGUAUUGGGGAAACUAAUUGCACCAUUCACUGGAUAGAGAUUUAUCCGGUGGAUAGCGCUAUCCAGCCUUUGAACAACCGAGGCCAGGUCACAUUCCACAGGUCAAGAGUAGAGGUCACUGCUUCAUCGAUAAAUUACCAAACCACACAGAUUCCCCUCGAUCUAAGGGAGCAUUUUGUCAAGAGACUAAGGCUAGGAGACACUUUUAAUGCUUUUCAUUUAUUUGUAUCACGGUGACCUACUCUCUGACCUGCGGCCUGUAUUUUAGACCCGCCAAGUAUGCUUAUCUCUUGAGUGAAUAAACAGACUUUGACCAUAUUGAUCUGGAUUAGUGAAUGGUCACUUUGGGGAGUUGCCCCAUGCAGAGCUUGGAUUGUAUAAAGGCUGAAUGACAACAAUUUUAAAUGGAUUAAAGUCUCUUCAUGCUCAAUUGAAAUUUCUGUGGAAGUUAUGGUAACUGUGGAGGUGUGUGUGGCCAAGCAGUUAACACCUCAAACUUCAGAUCUGGAGGUGCAGGGUUCAAGCCUCACCCGUCAUGUUGUUUCCUUAGACAAGGAACUUUCCUACACUUUGUCUCUCUUCACCAAGGUGUAUAAAUGGGUACCGGCAACAUACAUUUACUUCUGGGGGAAACCCUGUGGGACUAGCAUCCAGUCCAGGGGGAAGUAGCAAUUAUACUUCUAUGCAUGCUUCAUGCUAAGGAAACUGGGAUAAGCAUCUGGCCAUUUGGGCCUUUGGUUCAUUUGCGCCUUUACCUUACCUUUACAAUGUAUAUACUAACUGCAGUGUCUGAUACAGUACAAUUGUCUCAUGUUAUUUUCUUCAGUCUAUGUAUAAUGCAGGCCAGUGGGAGCCACGUCUUUGGCCAUGGGCACAGCCUGACCUUAACUAUGCCGCACCAGAGUAUAUCCUUUCCAGAUCGUGUGAUGUAUCCAGUGAUAUGUUCUCUCUGGGGGUGCUUAUUCAUUCAAUAUACAACAGAGGUAGACCACCCUUUGAUUGCGACAACAACAUGACGGCAUUUAAGAGAAAUGUAGAACAGGUAAGAACCCAUCCAAAAUUUUUGGGUACAUUACUAAAUUUUGUUAAAUUCAUUUGUAGACGGAAUCAGAAUAUUUUCACAUAUUUUAUAAUUCUACAGUCAGUCAGGAUAAAAAAUAGGAAAGUAAAUACUGCAUUGUGCACGGCUUCUUGUUCAGGGUCUCUGUUGUGUUUAUUGAUCACUAGAGACUUAAUUAAGGAGCCAAUAGUAACAAACUCUGAAAUGGUUAGCUCACUGGAAGUUAUUUAUGUCCUGAGAGCCUCUGGUUCAUUGUUACAAUAAUAUCGGCUAUGUGACUAUGUUGUUCUAGCUUUUUUCUAACUAUAGCAUCAGGAAACAAUUAAUUUGUUGGUACGGGAAUAUUGUUUUUGUUGUUGUUGGUGGUGGUGGUGUUUGUUUAUUUGUUCGUUUUUCUUUCUAUUUAUGAAGAAAAAUUAAUAAUGAUCUUAUGAAGGUAGUUGCCUUGUCUUUUUAAGAUUGAGAGAUUUCAUCAGCAUAGGUAAACUGUGUGCAUUAUGGCAGGGGGGCAUUGCAGGUUACGUCAAGUGAGAAAUUCAGUAGUUUUCUCGCUUUCCUUGUGUGAGGAAAAAUGUUCUCUAUUGCAGUGUACAAUGUUAAUUUAUUAUUAUUAGUAUGGCUUUACGAUUUACUUAGUUUGCUCAGUACAACAGACCUUUAUCACUAGGCAGCCAUGUUUCUCUCGUCAACUAUUUUCCUUGGCUGGAUGUUGUAAAUUUUUGACAAUGCUCUACCUUACAAUGAAAUCUUACAUGUACAUGUACAGUGUAUGUUUGAUUAAUCUCUAAAGAUUGCUUGAUAAUUAAUAAUUCUUUUUUAAUUUUUUGUUAUUAACAGAAUUGUUUUAACAUAGUUUUCUCUCGUCAACUAUUUUCCUUGGCUGAAUGUUGUGAAUAAUUAUUAUUUUUAUUGUUUUUCUCAUAGAUGUCGAAGAACAGUGUAACAGCUCUUGGUAAUGUUCCUAAGGAUGUUCAACAACAUGUCAGGGACCUACUUAGCAUCACUUCCUCUCUUAGGCCAGAUGUUCAUCAGAUGAGCAAAGUAGGUUGGUUGUGCAAAAGUAAAAAAGAGUCACUUCAACCAGUCACCCUUCAUAUUCCACUGGAAGUUCUAAUUAGCUAUACAAGUAACAGAAAUAUCCGUAAAGAAAAUGACAGUAUCCACAACAAAAAUCUUUAUGACCUUCGGACUUCAACUGCCAAGAGCAAGAACAAACUAUUUUAAGAAUAGCUUUUGCUUUUACGGAUGUUUAACUCUGGAAUUCAUUCCUUUCUAGUUUAAAAGAGGAGACUUCUUGGAAAAAAAUUCAAAACUAAGAUCAGGUCAUACAAAGUACAUAUUGUAUCUUACACAAGCAGGAUUUAUUGUUUUUCUUCCUUUUUAAGUUUAAAUAGUGUGAGAUCUUUUUCCCAGGUACAAUGUAUAGACAUAUGCACCGGUAAAUUAAUUUAUUAAGCUUUGCUUUUAGAUAAAACAGAUAUUUUUAUUCUGAAGUUAUAACUACUGUGGGUACAGAGAAUAAACAUAGUUUUUGCUCACUCAGUCUUUCAUGAAGCUUUCUGGUGUACAAUAUAGAAGUACAUGUAGCUCCCUGUUCAUUACCAAGGCCCUAAGAUAUAAUAGAAUGCUCUGCCACAACUCUAAAUCUUUACCUUUGAGAAAAAAAUGCCUGAAGUUUUCAAUUACCAACCAGUGAUCAAUUCAAUAUGACAUUUCAUCUUUCAGAUUUCAUUCUUUGAGAAUGUCGCAGCCAUGACGUUGCAAUAUCUGGACUCUUUGGUGCAGCGUGAUGAAAUGGCUAAGUCACAGUUUUUUAGAGGCCUCUAUAAAGUCAUGUCAAAACUUCCAAAGGUAAAGGAUUUUUCAACCAGACAUUCUAAAGUAAAGUGGAUUACCUACACCUGUACAUUGAGGUCUUCAUAGUGAAUAACAUCAUAUGCAUGGCUUAUAACUGACAGAUGAUCAAUAACCUACAUGUAGUGACCCUUGACCAAUAAGUUUCACAACUAAAGUUUUAUCCUAGGUAUCAAACCACAGUUUGAGUAACUUUGACAUCAAGGGCGUUGUCACAACCUCAUUCACUGACACCAGACAAUCAUUUGUUAUUCUAAUUAAUGGUGAACAGUGGAGAGCAAAGAUAUGUGUUAAAAGCGUGAUGCACAUGCAGAGCUGUUGUUUUGCUCAUAGAACCAAUUAUUUUUUGGCGUUGUCCUUGUCGUUGUGGUCGUGGUCAAUAGCUGGACUUGGUCUGAUUAUUCUUCUCUUAUUUUCUCACUACAGAGAGUGGUUAUACAAAGAGUAUUGCCACAGUUGUGUGCAGAGUUCAGUAACCAUCAGAUGGUGCCAUUUGUGCUGCCUAAUGUUCUGUUAAUAGCGGAGGACUGCACUACACAAGAGUUCAGUGACCUUAUUUUCCCAGAACUAAAACCAGUCUUCAAAAUACAAGAACCCAUACAGGUUGGUGUGCAGUCAGUCUUAGCCAUCAAACUUUCAGUACAUUCCGACCAUCUUAAAAAUAGAUGAACUGUUCAAGCCCUAAGAGUGAUGAGCAUUGAAUUUCCCCUUGUUAUAUUAGAACCUUAUUAAACAGAGUGGUCAUGAGAAUUAAGGAAAUGAUCACACAAGAUGAAUUUGAUUGAUACUCUUACAACUUCUCCCCACUAAUUCUGUAGGAAAUGGUUAGGGGCAACAGAUGAGAAUUGAAAUUUUGAUAUUAGGGUUCAAAGGGUUAAGAGAAGAAAAGUUGACAAAAAGUAUCCAUCACAAUACAAAUAUAACCUCAAAGGAGUUUUUCAUAUCCUUUUCGUAAAAGGAAAGAAAGAAGCGACCAUUGCAGGCCAUACACAAAGCACACUAGUUUGGAACGUUUUAACAAAGUAGCUAUUGAUAGCGUUCAAAAAAAUUAAUUCCAACUUUUCCUUUGGUCAGGCAGCUUUCACGUUAAUUUGCUGACGGGGACCAUUGCUUGCUUGUCUUAGUCAAUAAUCUUAGCCACAAGGUGACUUUCUUUGAGUCUUACACAUUGGGCAAGUGAGCUGAAAAAUUCAUUUGUACAGCAAGAAAAUAUACUUUUCCUGGACAACGACACGGAGUUUUUAUUUUCAAUUCUCUUGACUGAAGACGUUAGAAAAUAACCUGAAGGCAUUUAGGAAAUGAUGACCGUAAACACCGUAGCAGUGAAUGCAAUAGCCGAUUUUAUGCUAGAGACCUUGAGUCGUCUGAGACGUUAAAGUCAUUUUCAGACGGCUUUAACGUCUGGUAUAAAAACGGUAAUAUACAUGUAAGACAGACGGCUUUUAACGUCUUCUGUUGGAGUACGUCCGAACGACGCACUUAACAGACGACUUAAACGUCUCAGACGUUAAAUGCGUCUAGAGGACUUUAACGUCUCUAGCACAUCAACGGCCAAUUUUACAGUUAAUGUAUAAUAGAGGAUUACCGCUUAAUACACAGGUUUGAUUGUGUACGUAAAGUUCCCCUUGUUGAAUUCACCCUAAGGAAGGCGACUCUUCAAGAAGUCCUGUGAAUUAGUUUUUAAUUCUGAUAAGGAGGUAUCCCUUAGUUGUGGCUCUGAUUAAAGUAUAUGAGCAGAAAUUCUAAAAUUGGGACGUUGGUUUCCCCUUAUUUUUUUAUAGGUUGUGAUUAUCUUUCUUAAGAAGAUGGACUUACUACUCGCUAAGACGUCAAAGGAUGACGUAAGAGACCACGUGUUACCCAUGGUCUGUAAAGCUCUGGAGACUCCUGCUGAACAACUGCAGGUGAUAAUAUUAGUCAACAAAUUUGUCGAAGUUCUCUUUUUACAACUGUUAAAAAUAAAUAGGACUCCGUGAAAGGAGAGUCGAAGAGAAGAGGUUUAUCCACAGACUAAAAGUUAGAACUACUUCAUACAGCAUAAUAAAGCAUACCACACGAAAAUACUGCUCAGUAGCUUACAUUUACGUGUUUACCUAGUCUUCAUCAUCAGCUUUGGUAGUGAAUUAAGUUUUACAUGUAUUUGUCCAUGCGUUGUUAUUAUUUUUGCAACUCUGCUAUACAACUGUAGAUGUUCAAAUUGCAAAUUUUGUGUAUGUUUUAAUCCUAGGAAAUGGUUCUGAGCAUCAUUCCUUCAUUUUCCAACAUGAUUGAAUACUCUGCAAUGAAGAACUCCAUCAUUCCACGCAUCAAGAACCUGUGCCUUCAUACGACAUCUUUAACUGUACGUGUAACGUUGAGUGACGUCAUUCUCCCUUUUUCUAAGCUCAGUAAAAUCAUUUGUUUUCCAGUCUGGUUGUUAAAGCUCUGCCUAAAGUUAAUCCACAGACUAGAAGAAUCCUUUUUUCUUCCCCUGUUCUCUUUGGUAUGAAACGUCCCCGAGAGGGGGAGACAAUCAUAGCCAUGGGGAGAAAAUGUGAGAGGGAGAAAGCAGUCAUGUCCAAUACUGUCUACAUGAUACGCGUGGAAAAAUACUUUUCACAAUUUGUACGAGCGGACAAGUUGUCGCGACUCGACAUACAGAGUUGUCGAGUGGAAAAUGCAUCUCAUUAGUUGACUAGGAAGGGCAUCUUAAUUGUCGAGUCGUACGAGCGGACAAGUUGCCUCGACUCGACAGACAGAGUUGUCGAGUGGAAAAUGAAUCUCACCAGUUCACUAAAGCAGAGAUCCGCUCAAUACAACCCUCAGAGAAAGAGUUAAAAGAAAUCGGGAUCUCUAGCGGGUUCUAUAAUCUGCUGACAUGGCAUCUUCGACACCUGUACAGUUUGACUUCUUCUUUAUUGUUCCUUGGACAGUGUACAGUUGUUUCGCUUUAAUGUGACCCUUUCGCUACGAGUCGUUUCGGUACUGCAUUUCUAUAAAAACUGUGAAAAUUUCUUGUUCUAAAAAUGGCGUCAUGGUUGUGAGUGGGAGUAAAUGGGUUUAGGACGAUUAUUCGCCAUUUGAACACCUCCCUUAAUACACCUACUUUGCCCCCCAAAAUUUUGCGAAUGGCGAAAAUCUAAUUUAUGGACAGGCGAUGAACUCAAUUGUUUGAAAGUAAAGUCAGUCUACUAAAGCUCCCCGCUAGUGAUGGUUGAGAACCGCUCUUAUAAGUCAAUAAACCUUUGUCACGUGGCGGCCAUUUUGUCUCAGGAGAUUUAAAAAGCUUUGUUUAUGCAUGGCUAGCCUCGUUCUCUCUAUAGCCGUGCAUAAACGAAGCUUUUUAAAUCUCCUGAGACAAAAUGGCCUCCACGUGACAAAGGUUUAUAGGGUUUGCUACUUUCCUUGGUGCUUAGAAUACAACGAAAUUGUGUGUUGCUCAGGUUUGAGUUGAUCUCUGCAAAUCCUCUUCCUUCCUCUUUCCUACGAAGAGCUUUAGAUUCUAGUUAACAUUAACUUAAAGCUCUAGUAAAUGAGAGAAAGAAUGGGUUCAGGAACUAACUGUCGCCUUUUUUCAAAUCAGAUUCGAGUGAACGCUCUGGUGUGUUUGGGGAAGAUGUUGGAAAAUUUGGAUAAGUAUGCAGUGUUGGAUGACAUCAUACCCCUGAUGAAUCAGAUCCCAUCCAGAGAACCCCCCACUCUUAUGGCUAUACUAGGUAAGCACAUCCACCCCUGUGGGGAUCCCAGAUACAGUGUAUCCCACCCCUGAAAACGCUUUCUAUGACAAAAUGCUGUUAUAGAUUUUACCUUUCAUUCUGGCUUGCCUUUAUUGGAGGAUAAAGGUAAACGUUUUACUGUUUGAUACCUAUAAAUUUACUAAAACAGUAGAUAAAACGCUUUUUUGGCAGCCGAAACCCAUCUAUUAUUUAAAGUAGCUUAAGUCUGGGCAAUUAAUAACCAAUGAAAGAAAACUCGCCCUAUUUCGUAGUAUUUAUAUCCAGGGUUUGCACGUACCUUAAAAAUCCUUGACAGUCCUUGAAUUUUGAAAUAAGUGUUCAAGACCUUGAAAGUCUGAAAAUUGCAGUCGGUGCUGGAAAGUCCUUGAAUUUCGGUACUAGCUUUAUCCAACCCAGAUUCUCAAGUGACUAAAAGGAGCAAACACAAAAAGACCUGCAGGAUAAAAUUGCUCAUGUUGUGGAAGAACUAAAAAUGGUAUAGACUCAAGGCUCUUUUUUGCACUAAAUGGAGUCGUUGAAAAAUGGGAAAUGUGUCCUUGAAAUGUCCUUGAAUUUUUUUUUUCAAAAAAGAGUACGAACCUUGUAUAUCCUAAUCAUUUUAAAUCGCCGUUUUUAUUCCUCAUUAGGAAUAUUCAAGCAAACAAUGAUUCACAAAAAGCUUGGCAUGGAUAAAGACUACCUAGCGACAAAAGCUAUUCCAUUUCUGUUUCCUCUAGCUGUAGAACCAGGACUUAAUCUUUCACAGGUAAUUGCGUGACUCGCCUAAAUAACAGCGACGUCCUAUUGACCAAGUAAUAAAAAAUGAACUUUAUUUGAAUGUCAAGGUAUUUAGCACGAAAGUACUAAUUGGGAAACUAUUCUUACGUCUCCAACUGGAGAAGGGACGGGACCGCCAUUUUACGUGGUCAUCCGAGCCACGCGAAGGCAGUCUAGCAGCUUGCAGGGCAAGGGGAGUACUCUUAUUUCUCAGUUAUUUUAAGACUCUGAAUAUUGGUCCGGUCCCGGGAAUCGAACCCGCGACCUCCCGCUCUGCAGUCAACACGCUCUACCGACUGGAGACGGAGAGCUUCUUACUUAAACUAAUGGAUUAUUGUUUUCUCCUCAGUUUGGUCAGUACAUGAAACUUAUCAAUGAGAUGGUGCGAAGAGUGGAGACGGAACACCGAACGAAACUGGAGCAACUUAACAAGAUGCAGGAACAAACCAAGUAAGACUGGGAUAGGUUACUUUUCCACAGCGAACUUCGCCUGUGUCACAGAUGUGAUCUAAUUCCGGUUAGUAAUGUCAGCGAAGCAGCACUGAUACCCUUGUUCUGGACCCCGAAGGACUCGACAAAUUGUCGGAAAUACGUUUCGAAAUACCCAUUUGCAAUUCGACAGUUAUAACAGCGUCAAAUAAAUUGAGCGUGGACUUUCCUUAUCGCUGUAUCAUAGGUUAUGUUUUUUUUACCAGGAGGCAGCGUGGCCGAGUGGUCAGCGCGUCGGACUCGCAAUUCAACGGUCCCGGGUUCGAGUCCCGCUCUGGCCACUUGCUGGAGUUGUCCUAGGUCGUCCCGAGUUCAAAUCCUCGGCCACACUUGUAAAUAGCCAACUGGUUGCCUCCUACCAGUUGGGGUUUUUAAUCCUGUUAUGUUGUAUUUGAAUUAUGUGUUUCUAAGUAUUUGAGUGGAGUGCCUGUAAACUAGCUGGAUAACCUAAGUGCACUUUACACUACAAAAAAAAAAACUCUCUCACAGGACGUCCUUAAAGUUUGCUCAGGAGGUACAAGAAGCAAAGGCCAUGGAUGAUCUGAUGGGUAAAAUAGAGAACCUCAUGACCGGCAGUACCCCUGACGCUGAACGUACAGGUAAUUAAACAAUUGGCACCGUUUUGGCGCACCACCUUAACCACCCUUUACAGCAUGUAAAACAGCGCCUCUUAAAAGUGCUACUCAAAACGUUCACGUUAGGAUUUCAUCUAAAACUCAAAGUUAGAAACCACUUUGUAUAGCGUAAUUAACAGGACCACUCGAAGGUACUGCUCCGAGCUUUCGUAUGAAUGGUCACACUUUAGGAUUUCAUCCACAAACUCGAAAGCUAGAACCACCUUGUACAUCAUAAUACACAAUACCACGGGGAAGUACUUCUCAGUAGCUUUCAUUUGAAUGGUAACACUUAGGUAUAAUUUCAUCCACAGCCUCAAAAUGUUAUAACCACCUUGUGUAGCGUAUAAUAAACAGUACCACAGGAUAGUACUGCUCAGUAGCUUUCAUGUGAAUAGUCACACUUCAGCAUACGUUUAAACCUCAUUUUACAACUCAAAACUCGGCUUACAAACUAAACAGUGAAUGCAGUGUGGUUCCCUUGGUUCAUGCAAAAUUUACGAAUUUUUUCUUCUGUUUCAUUUAAAGAUAAAGUGAAUACUUCUUCUUCCUCGAGAUCAAUGGGUGCAACUAAUUCUGCAGAGGUGAGUAGCUUUCAGUCGGUUUUCUUCCUUUCUAUACAUGUCUUUUAUAAGCUCAUGGCUUCUUGUUCAGGGUUUCUGCUGUGUUUAAUGAUCUCCAGAGACUUAAUUAAGGAGCCAAUAGUAACGAACUCUGAAAUGGUUAGCUCGCUGGAAUUUAUUUAUGUCCUGAGAGCCUCUGGUUCAUUGUUACAAUAUGUGCUACAUAAUUAGGUUGUUCUUGCGUUCGUAACUUAUGGAUAAUUUUUAAAUAUCACGUCUGCAAGGAACAUUGUUUGUUUGUUUUUCUUUUUUCUUACGAAGAAAAACUAGGGGGAAAAUCCAAGGGAGCAAAAAUAAUCGUAUGAACAUAUUUUGCCUUGUGUUUUUUUUAAGAAUAAGAGAUUUAAUUAGCGUGGGUUAACUGUGAGCAUUACAGCCAGGGGCCAUUACAAGUUAUAUGUCGAGUGAGAAAUUCAUACCGUAGCUUUCUGGCUUUCCUAGUGUGAGGGAAAAUGCUAAAGAGUUUUUUUUUCUCUGUUCUAAUGGUAGCGUUUUCUGCGGAGUUCCUCAUUUUCCUCGUUCAAAUGUCGUUUUAUUCGAUUGUCACCGGCGACGUCCACCUUUUUUGUUGUUGUUGUUGUUUUGUUGUGACCAGCCGGGACGCAAGGAAAAUGACGUCAUUAUUUCCUUUUAUUCCAAUCAUUCUGCUUUCUGGAGCAUAGUAGGUCAAUCAACGAAUAUUCCAGAUUAUUCUAUGCAUUCAUAUUCUAGAAUACGGUCGAUCGAACGCACCUUAAGAAAAGGCGACCUGAUCAUGAGUAGCCUGAGAAAACAGCCGACAUUUUGCGACGCCACCACUGAUUUCUUCGCGAAGUGACGUCUGGGAAACGAGCGCAGAAAUUCCAUACUGAGGACGCGUCAUUACCCAGAUAUGGGUUGUGCGUCUGAUUGGAUGAAGCAAAUUUCCAACCUAUCAGAGGCACUACACAGUGCCCAGUUUCCUUUCUUAUCGAUCUUUCUCCGAGACAGGCUAUGGAGUGUUUUCGCAUGACGUUACGGCGGCCAUAUUGAUGUUCCUAAGCGAUGAAACGACGCCCAUGUCGGUGUCCCAAACCAAUCCUUUGGUAGUUGAACUCGUUUCUUCUGUAAACGCGUGCUUUUGUUCCAAUGAAUUUGCAUAGGAGGUGGCCGCGUGACAACGCUGUGCUUUAUCUUAAAAAGACUUUUCAGAAGAAGUUAAAUGAAGUUAUAAGUUAAAAGUUGUAGCUCAUUGAUUUCUCUUCCUAGUUCAACAGAACGUUUGGUUUGCCAGAGAAUCCGUCACGAUCAAAAGGCGCAUCUCUUAACGGAAAUCUGUUAGGCGUCGAUGAGUUUGCGAUGUUGCAGCCAACCAAACAGCCGAGUCAGGAUAUACAAUCAAAUAAACCAACUCAAAAGGUGUGGUUCGUUUCAACUAAACUGUUAUUUGUUUCUACCUUUAUUUGCUGACUGAUCUUGAUUCAAUAAUGGGGGCAUUUGGCUCCAUCCCCGAGACUGUGGACGUUAUUUUAUAGUAUUACUUUACAAAUUAAAUCUACUGAGCAAUACCUUCCUGUGACGGUGUUUAUUAUACAUUUAACGUGUUUCUACAUUUUGAGUCUAUUGAUGAAAUCCUAAAGUGUGACCAUUCAAAUGAAAGCUUCUAAGCAGUACUUUCCUGUGGAACUGUAUAUUACGCUGAACAAGUUGGUUCAAACCUUUGAUUCGUGGAUGAAAUCUUGCUGUAUAAACGUUCAAUUACGACCUCUUUAGCUGUACUUAGUAGUAGGGGGACGACUUCUAAGACGAGUCAUUUUGGCGGGAAAUUGUGGUAGCUGCCGUCAAUCUACCACGGGUUUUAGCGAGAAUGCCUUAGUGGCGGAAACAAAUUAUCAACUGUUAGAGGUUUUAUUAUUUUGCGAUUGGAAGAGAGUUUAUCCUCCUCCAAUAAAAACAACCGUGUUAACUUUUUUGUUGAAAGAAACUACAAUGAAGCUUUCCGUGGUUUAAAUUUUUGAGAAUACGCAAAGAAAAAAACUUAGAGUAAUAGAGGAUGUUAGCAUCGACAACGAGUACGAGUUCUAGAACGAGAUCAGCGAUUUUGCGUUCUGCGCAUCCGUUCUGCGCAUCUCCACGUUUUCAAGUCGUCCUGUCAAGUUGCACUACGAUGAGUUCUCACCGAAAACUCGAAGUGGGUAGAACGACUGGGAAGAGCUGGUUUUCAAAGGUAAAUUCCGAUCGUUUAAUGCAGUUUCUUUUCGUUUCUAGCCUCUCUUUAACAUCUUGAACAUUCCUUAUAUUAUGUUUUAUGUAAAAUACUGCUGUUGAAGUCGAUUAAAAGCAACAGAACGCGAUAUUUCCUACACAGAGUAAAUUUGCAUUUACCGGGAAAGUUUCAUGUCUCUCCACAGGCCUCACAGGCUCACGAAAUAACCCCGAAAAUUGCCAUUAUUUGGUCGAAAAUAUCCCAACAGUCGAAGAUGUGAAUAAAGAAUACUUACUUCUUUAUCCAGUGUGGUUGUUGUGUUGAAUUUGAUGGGUUUUAGCGUGUUUUAAGACCGCAAAGCACAAAAUUCUUCUUGGUACAAAAAACCUUCCAUGUAAAUGAGUAACAAGCAGUCUUGAACGUUUUUUAGAGUCAUUUUUUGUUUUCGAAAUUGUUGUGGAAGCGCUACCUCGACUCAAAUUUGGCGCCCAGUCAUGGGGAAUCUCAUAAACUCGAACUCAGUGUCAUCGCUAACGUAGAAAGCUGAGAAAACGACUUCGAGUACGAGUACGGCUUGAGGUCGUUCUCGUCCUCGUACUCGUUGUUGAUGCUAACAUCCUCUAAUAUCUCGUUCCCGAAGUCGUUCUCUUCCUCGAAUCUGAAGGUCUCUAUUGACAUCAUAACCCAACUGCUACUUAAAACCCAUAAUUCCCAGGAUACAAUGUAUGUGAGACAUGAUAACAGAAUGAGCCGACAAUUAACUUUUCGCGUUGCAGUUCUCAACGCAAAAGACCUUAACGUCAAGCUCGUCCUUUUCUUUACCAUCUCGACCAAUGGCCGCUUCCUCUUUUUCGCAGCCUGGGACCUCCAGCUUCGGUUCUUCAAUGGCCAUGUCGUCAACACCCUCUUACGGAAUGGCGGGAUUAAAGAAUGGUAAUACAGGAAUGGGAUCCGGAAUGACUGGUUAUACAGGAAUGUCCGGAAUGAAUCCUGGUAUGUCGGGAUUAUCGAUGUAUGGAAUGAACUCGGGUACAUCUGGAUUAUCAGGUCUAAAUUCAGGAUCAAUGGGGAUGAAUCCCGCGGGAUCCACACCGAAGUAUUCAGCUACGGGAUCAUUCGCUGGAAGUCAGUCUAAAAACGCGGGUGGAUCGUCGGCGCUUGACUCGUUGUUUGCUCCUGAGUUAGGACAUUUACAAAACAAGAGUAAACCAUCGAUGAGCGCUCUGCAAGCGCAACAAGGGCAGCACGGUGGCAUGAAUCAAGGUACAUAGUUCUAUGCGUUUUUGUUGAGUCUAGUUUCAAUAUAAAGCUCUUGAAGGCACUGGCAACUACAUUUCUGAUCCCGAGUAAACAACUUAGACCAGGGUGGGCUAGGGAAGGGGCCUUAGUGGUACCAAAUCCGCUGGAUAGGCGUUCUGUGGGUAAGAAGGUGCAAAAUUCGAACACUUUUUGUCCACGACUGUAAAACCUUUUUGUAAGCUCCAGCCAAAUAUUUUUCUGGUUCGUUUAGGUUCGAUGGGAAGCAGACCCAUGAUCCCGCAACAAUAUGGCGGCGGUAUGAUGACGUCAUCAUCCGGGAUGUUCCCGAUGCAACAACAGCCACCAAUUGGUGGAAUGAGUGGUCAGCAGUAUCUGUACCAGUCUCCACCGAAUCAAUCAUCCACGAAUAGUGGAAAUGACUUGAAAGACCUGUUUGGUUAAUGAAGUCGGGCUUCGACUGUGAAAUUGUGUUCGUGGCAAGGGUAGCGGAGUAAAAAAAACGCGCUUUGAUUUUCCUUUGCGCUCUGUGCGUGAAUGUACGUGGUCAGCUGGGUAUUUAUGUGAAUUCAAAUAACUAUGAUAAUGUGCGGUUGCAACAAAGUUGCCCGUGCGGACUCACUGUAAAUGACCAAAUAAACAUCCACGCUGUUAAAAUUGUAUUAGGCGUCCCUCUCUAAUAAGCGCCCCCUAUGAAAAUUACUCCAAAAUACUAGGAAUGAGCAAAAAGGAGCAAAAUCAUUCCAUUCAUGCAGUUUCUUGUUUGAUUAACAAGGCUUUGCGGGUAACACAAUAACCCUGAGCGAGGGUUGUGACAUCAAUGUCGGGAUUUGAAAGAGCGAUAUGGAUCUCUAGACCGUACAUGGUGUAGACGUCGACAUAUCAAUUGAUGGAGUGGAUAUUCUGCUAUUUUUAAACUCUCUUGAUAUUUUUGCCGAUAGCAAUUUAGUUUUCUUGAGCUUUUUACAGUUACGAGAAUAAACGCUCCCUAUG
Molecule: messenger RNA, 19508 nt
Organism: Porites lobata
Lineage: Eukaryota; Metazoa; Cnidaria; Anthozoa; Scleractinia; Poritidae
Source: the annotation of a GenBank genome assembly